Erigeron canadensis is the source of this 1464-nucleotide messenger RNA. RefSeq names its product putative UDP-rhamnose:rhamnosyltransferase 1. The transcript has a single exon. The record is from RefSeq and is a predicted model, not a curated record. Lineage: Eukaryota; Viridiplantae; Streptophyta; Magnoliopsida; Asterales; Asteraceae. Gene Ontology annotation, molecular function: UDP-glycosyltransferase activity. The coding region runs from base 7 to 1374 and encodes 455 amino acids.
AUAGCAAUGCUCCCAUGGCUGGCAUUUGGUCAUAUGAUUCCGUUUCUUGAGCUAGCAAAGCUUAUGGCCGCCAAAGGCCACAACAUUUACUUCAUAUCGACUCCUCGAAACAUUGAUCGUCUCCCUCAAAUCCCGAAAACUUUAAUUCCUUUCAUAAAAUUUGUCAAAGUCAAUCUACCAAAAGUCAAAAACCUCCCAGAAAACGCAGAAUCCACAAAGGAUGUACCCUUUGAUGAUGUUAAGUACCUCAAAAUCGCUUGCGAUGGACUCCAACAACCCGUCUCUGAUUUCCUAAAAACCACGUCUCCAGAUUGGAUCAUCUCUGAUUUCUGUAACUAUUGGUUGGGCCAAAUAGCAGGGGAUUAUGGAGUCCGUAUGGCUUAUUUCAGUGUCUUUCCGGCUGUAAUCCUCGGUUUUAUGGGUUCCCCUGAGGUUCUAAUGUACGGAGACGAUGAGCAGCAGAAGACGUUGGAAGACUUUAUCGAAACGCCUAGGUGGAUUUCUUUCGAAUCCGAUGUUCGACCAAGCCUGUUUCAGCUUACUAGAAUGACAUCAUUAAGUAAUAAUCUCAAAGAUGAUGGUGAGAAACAAGUUGGGGAUACGUAUCGCCUUGGAGCCACCAUCCAAAGCUGCAACGCCGUGCUUGUGAGAAGUAGUUUGGAAUUCGAGCCAGACUGGUUGAACCUCCUAAACCGACUUUACAAGAAACCCGUGAUUCCAGUGGGGCUUUUACCGGCAACAGCUACUAAUAAUGACAACGAUACUAGUUGGCGGGAAGCGAGAGAGUGGUUGGAUAAGCGUGAGAAAGGGUCGGUUGUUUAUAUUGGUUUUGGUACCGAAACAAAACCAAGUCAAUACGAGUUAACGCAGAUGGCUUUAGGGUUAGAGCUUAGUGGCUUACCUUUUUACUGGGUGUUAAUUGAUCAACGUGGGGCAUCAGAUGAUGAAGUGAUCAAGUUGCCACAUGGGUUUGAGGAUCGGACUCGUGAACGUGGUGUGGUGUGUACGAGUUGGGCACCACAGUUCAAGAUACUGAGUCAUGAAGCCGUUGGAGGUUUGUUGAUUCACUCGGGUAUGAGUUCGGUUGUGGAAGGGCUUCAACUAGGUAAACCACUUGUAUUGUUCCCAAUGUUGAUAGACCAAGGUCUGAUUGCAAGUUAUUUGGUGGAGAAGAGGAUUGCGUGUAUGAUUCAUAGGGAGGAGGUGGACGGGUCGUUUGAGCCAGAAUCGGUGGCUGACUCGCUGAGUCUUGUGAUGGUUAAACAAGAGGGGAAAAUGUAUAGAGACAAAGCUAAAGAGAUGAUGUCUUUGUUUAGUGACAGAAAUAUUCAAGACAAGUGUUUGGAUGAGCUUAUGCAUUUUAUGAUGAACUAGUUGAUCGUCUUCAUAUCUUUAUGAUGAACUUUUGUUGAAGUUUUAUGAGAAGUGGCAGGGAAGUGAGUGAAUUGAUUCGUUACUCUUUUU